This is a messenger RNA of Leptopilina boulardi, 7965 nucleotides long. RefSeq names its product UPF0692 protein CG33108. NCBI's taxonomy places the organism in Eukaryota, Metazoa, Arthropoda, Insecta, Hymenoptera, Figitidae. The record is from RefSeq and is a predicted model, not a curated record. The coding region runs from base 667 to 1416 and encodes 249 amino acids. The transcript has 4 exons.
ACCAAUCAGAAUAUUUCUGUUUGUCGAUCUCACGUCUGCGGGUCUUGGUUCUUGAAACUUUAAUUUUUAUCUCAGCAAAAAAGAAAUUUAUUUCAUUAUUAUAUCAUUACAUGAUAAUCGUCAUUCGAUUAAUUUAUAAAUUUCACUUUAAUUGAAGCGUCUAUUUAAUUGAGUGUGAAUAGUCUCGUGUGUCUAAUUUUUUUCUAAAAGUCAAAAUUACAUAAGACGUGAUGAGUCACAGAAUAAAGGGUGUCAUGCAAACGUCAAAAUCUGAUCAGUGCAAGAGGGGCGGACGUUUCUUUAUUUAUUAACUAUAUAAUAAAUUAUUUAAAUUACGACAAGUCUGAUGAUUAUUGAUAAUUCACAUUUGUGAAUAAUCAGAAUUCACCAAAAGGAAGUAAAUUUAAUGACAAUAUACAAUGAAAUGCAUACGAGAGGAUACAAAGAAAAAGAAAGAAGAUAGUAAAAGAUGCUGAUUUAGAAUAUAUAUACAUAUAUAUAAUAUAUUAUUUUUCGGAAAGUAUAAUAGGACCUUAUUGUUCAAUCAAUAACGAGGAUAAUAAGAAAAUAUAUAGUCAUUUUUAAAUAGAGAAGAAAUACAAAAAAAAGUAUAUAAUAUAUAAAUAUAUAUAUAUAUUUAAAAAAAUAGAUUUCAAAAUAGAAAAAAUGCCAGCUCCACCUCCACCACUUCCAAAUUUACCAGAAGCACAGAUUUGUGAGAAAACUGACGUUAAUGAAAGUGAAAAUUUGCCACCAUGGGCAAAAAUUACUCUUACUUCAACAGAGGCUGAAAUAGAAAAAUUGAUUUCUAGAAAUGAAUUAAAAGAUGCUGAGGUGACGUACUUUUGUCAAGUGGAACCAAUUCUCCAGGAUGGUCCUCAAUGUGGAUUAGUUGCACUGGCAAUGGCAUCUCAGGAAUAUAGAAAACCAGUUUCAGUGGGACAACUUUUGGCAGAAGCUCGUGUUCGUGGAUUCACUCAACAUGGUGAAGUUUAUAGCGUUGAUUUCAUGGGUACAUUAGCAGCAGAAUAUUUACCAGAUCAUAGACCUGAUAUUUUAAUUGAUCUUCAAACUUGUCCUGAUACAUUGACGCAUGCAUUGGCACAUGGUGCAAUGGUUCUUGUACCGUACGAUUCUGAUUUUAAUCAUGCUCCUUGUCUUAAAAGAGGACACAAAGCUCAUUGGGCUUUACUCGUUGGACUCAUUUCCUCUAGACAAGGAUAUCACGUUUUGGCGCGUCAUGGAAAAUCUCGACAUUUGGCAUGCUGGCCCCUUCGCGAUUUAAUUGAGAGCAAUGGAAAUUUAGAGGAGGAAGGAACAGCGCGACAUGCCGGUGGAUAUGUGAUACCAAAAGGUGGGGUAGGUGGUCAAAGAGGAUUACGAGGCAGGGCCUUAGCUCUUCAUCCCUACGUCUAAUAUUUCCUGAAUUUCUAUUUAAAGAAACAAAAAAAAACCAUUCUUAUAGCUAAUCAAUACCACAGGUUUUCUUUUUCUCUCAUUUAAAAAAAAAAUUUUUUGCUCUUUAUUUUGUCAUUUUUCAUAUAAAAUAUAAUAAUAUUGAAAGGAGCCCAGCUUUGUACAUACUAUCAACAAAUUAUCAAAUGUUGAUAUUAACGCGCAAAACAAAACAAAAAAAAAACACAAUGUAAAUAACUGUUGCAUAUUUUAUUUAGUUUAUUGCUGUUUUUUAUUAUUAUAUCUAUAUAUAUAUAUAUAUAUAUCAAAGUAUCGUUUCUGUGGUAUUGUAUUUUAAUUAGUAACUCGAAUAACGUAACAAAAAAUGCAAUGAAUCCUAUGUAAUAAUUGAAUUGUCAUCUAUAAAAAAAAAAAAACCUUCUGAUUUUUCAGGAAAUAUAAAUUUAAUUUCUAUUCGAAAAUUUUUUUCUCUUAUAAUUCUUCAAAUUUUAUUUAUUUCAAAUUUUUUGUUGAAAAAAUAAUCAUUUUUUAAAUGAAUUACUUUUUAAAAAAAAUUUCUCUUCAUUUAAUUUUAAUUUUUUCUUUUAAAAUUUCCUGAAAUUAAGAAAGGUUUUUUUUUUUUUUUAUUUUUCUUCGCCCCUCCUCCUGUUAAAAAAAAGAAGAAAGAGAGGGAGGGUUUCUAAUGGCAAACCGAAAUACGAAUAAUUUGGUUUUGCGCAAAUGCCUGAAACGAUAGAUGUUGAAACUCCUCGAUGUGAUUUAAUAUUUAAAUAAAUGACGUGUCGAAUGUCUUAGGAUAAGAAAACCAAAAAACAAGGCUAAUUGAACAUUUUCAAAUUAUAAUUCUAAUCAUAUUUAUUACGAAUUAUUAAAAAAAAAAAUCUUACUUAUUAGAAAAAGAAAAUCAAUUUUACGUAAUGUCUAUUCUCUAUCCACGGCGAUAUAACAUAUCGAGAAGUGUUGCGUGUCUACUAAAUGUUUUAAUUUUUUUUUUUUUCAAAAAAAAAAAUGUUUUUUUUUCAAUAUUUUUAGUGCGUUGCUAACGAAAAAAAAACUUGUUUAUAAAGAUUGUUAUCUAGUAGGUAAUUAAUAUUGAUUUUGAUAAAAACAAAAGCCAGUAUUGAGUCAAAAAAAAGUAUCUCUCGUGCCAUUAGAAUCAAAAUCCUAUUUAUAGAAUUUAAAAAAAUCUCCAUUGGCUAUAAAAAAAAAAAAACCAAGUUUUGAAAAUCGAAUUAUUUUCAAAUCGAAUUUAAUCUGAAAAAAAUAGAAUUUUAAUAUUCAAUUCGAAUUUAGUCAACAAAUUGUAAAUUGAAUUUUGUCUAAAAAUAAUUUCAAGUACCUAAUUCUAUAAUCUCGUUAAAAAAAACACAAACAAUGAAAUUACUUCGAUUAUUUUUACCAAUUCAGACUGUGAAUGUGAUUUUUAUUUAUAUAUUAUAUAUAUAUAUAUUAUUUAAACCCUCAUCUAAUCUUAUAAAAAAAAGGCAAUUUUCUUUUCAAUUUUAAGAAAUUAUUUAUUUGUAGAGAAAUUUGUAUUAAAUAAAAAAAAGUUUUGUGACGAAUACUCGAAAAAAAAUUUUUCUUUCGCUAAAUUCAAGAAUUAAAAUCUAUUUGAUAAAAAUAAAAUCAGACUUUUGUCUAUAUAAAAUAUUGUUGGGAACAUAAUUUUUUUUCAAGUAUUAAGAAUACAGAAAAAAAUUGUGUAUAUUUGAAAAAAAAUUUAAUUAGCAAAAAAAAUUCAUAAUUAUAAACUGUAUAAUAACUUAAUAUAACAAAAAUGUAAAUAUACAAUCAAUUUCUAAUAGAAAUUCGAAUCAUUUUCUAAUUUUAUUGAAAAUUACAAAUUCAAUUUAUAAGAUUCAAAAAUUAAAUAUUUAACAUAAAAAAUUCUUGCUUAUUUAACGAAAUAUUUAUUAAUUAUUGCAUUGAUUUGUAUAGACAAAACUGAAAAAAUUUUAUAAUCUUCGCAUUUUUUUUUAUUUAUAAUAAUAAUAUUAUUAAUAAUAAUAAUAACAGCGCAAUGAACAAUUUUCAAUCAUCAGAAACGCUGAAUUUUCGUUUUCGAAUUCAGGCAGAGAACUUAAAAAGAAAAAUAAAAAUGCUGUACAUUUAUAUUUCAAGCUUACAAACAUCAACAACAUAUUUCGUGUAACCAUUUGACUCGGAUCGAUUUUUUUUACGUCUAAACAGUAUACACUACUAAGUUUUUUUUUCUACGAGCUAAUUAAUUACUCAAUCGUUAUUGACUUGUGUCUUGAGCUUGACAAUCUUCUGAAUAUUGUUUUUAAAAAAUUUUAUUCGCCAAUUUUCGACGUGAAAACAUUUUUUUUUUUUACUUUUGGAGCCUUUGAUAUCUAAUAUCAAAAUAGUGCCCAGGUCACAAGUUUAUUUCAUUUAAUUAAUGAUGAUAUAUUCUAUGUCGAAGUAUUUACGUUUAAAAAAUAUGUAGUAUCACACAUAGGUAUUUAAUAUUUAAAUACAUUGAGAGUUAAAUUAAAAAUUAACAAAAUUUUUAAUAUAAAAUAUAAAAUUAAAAAUAGAAGAUAGAAAAAAAAAAUCAAAAUAUUUUAUUCAAAAAUCUCUUUGAUAAAAUUAAACAAUAUUGAUUUUAAUUUAAAAUAUUAUGAAUUUUAAUUUAUUAAAACUUAACAAAUAUAAAAAUUUGUUUAUUAACUAAUUAUAUUAAUUUAUUUAGAAAGAUGUUUUUAAAAAAAUCAUUCUUCUUGUAGAGUAACACAAAUUUCAAUUGAACUCUCAAUUAUGGAAAAUAAUAAUAAUAAUAUUAUAUAUAUGUACAUUUACAAUAUUAGACAUCUCUUGUAAAAGCGCAAUAAAGACGUCUAGUUCUAUGAAUUUUAUUAUAUAAUCGUUUGCUAAAAAUUCCUGUUCUUUUUUUUUGUCUGUAAUUUUUUUUUUCCUCAAACGUAGUAUCAAUUACAUUUAAUUAUUGUAAGCUUUGAGCUUGGGCCGGCUAGAAACCCUCGUUAACUUUGUAACUGUACAUUAAAAAACAAUUUACAAAUUUCACAUUUUUUUUCUUUUUUUAUUAUCAGUAUCUUUUUCUCUAAAAGAAAAAAGAAACGUGCGUACGGUCAAAGUUUGAUACUCUCGUUUCAUUUUUCAAAAUUUUUCCUUUUAUUGAAACGAGGAAAUUAUUAAUAUAUUUGACAAAUUUUUAUUUUUCGAUCUAAUAAUUAAAAAAUACGUAUAUACAGUUUCAAUUCAGUUCUUAUUUGUUAAAACACAAACUGCACUAGCUCACAUCAAUUUUUAUCUAAUUGAUUAAAAAGUUAAAAACAAUUUUAUUUAAUAAUUUAAAUAACAAAUUAUAAUUUUAAAUUAUUUUCAUAAUUACAUUUAUAAAGAAUUUUUAAUUCUUUAUUUGAAAUUUCACGAAUUUUUGAUAUUAAAAAGUAACAAAAAAUUAAUUAAUAGAAUUUAGAAAUAAUCGCUUAAUGUGAGAAAAUUGACUAGAAAUACAUAAACCUAGAAAAAAAAACAAUUGGACCGCGAGCACGUACUAAAAAUACUAUCACUUGACGUUGGAAAGAAAAAUCGAUCUCCGAAAAGAUUCUCUAUUUAUCAAUUUUAAUUAAUCUAACAAAAUCUUUCUUUCUCGGAGACAGAAACUGCCAACUAUUCAUAUAAUCUAACAAUAAAGACUAUACAUUAUCUUAAUUUUACAUACAUCUCAAUUAAUUAUUAUUAUUAUUAUUAUUAUUAUUAUUAUUAUUAUUAAUAUUAAUAUUAUUAGGGUAUUACGAAUAAUUUCUAUUCGUAAUUAUUGCAACAACAGGGAGCAAAAGGAACAUUUUCUUCUUUUUGGAAAUUUGCUUUUCCUAUACAAAAAAAAAAAAAAAAAUUCUAUUAAAAUCGACAAUUUUCCAGAUGUGCCAUUAAAAAAAAAAUGACAUUACAAAAAUUCACAUUAUUGCAAAAUAGACAAAAAAAUCUACUAGAUAUCUAAAAUCGAAAUCAAUAUUUCGCGAAGAAAAUUACAAUGUAUUUGUGCAAGCCAUGGAAAACAAAGAACAGAUUAUUCUGUAACUUUAUUGUAUAUAGAUCGAAGAGUAUUUUGUUCAGACUUCUUUUUUUAGGUAAAAAUAAAAAUGUAGCUUAAGAAAAAGUCAAUUAGAAAAAAAUUAGGCUUCUUGAACAAUUAUAUAAAAAGAAUUUAAAUUCUUUCUAUAGCGAAACAAUCAAUUUCUCCGGCAUAUUAUUUAUAUAUAUAUAUAUGUACAUUAUUAUUUAUUUAAAAAAGACAAGCAAUUCUGGAAAUAGUCUCAAAAAACGAGCAUUCUUUGGCCUCAAAUAUAUUAUUAUUCAUUUAACAAUUAUUAUUAUUAUUAUUAUUAUUUUUUGUUGUUGUAAUAAUGGAGAAAAAUUGUAAACGGAUCAGUACGGAAACAACGCUUUUUUUUGCGAAAGCGAGUCAAAUCUAUGAAAUAAAAAAAAAACUGUUUAACAAGAUAAACAGACUUGUCAUUUAAUUUGGCUUUCGGCAGUCACGGCAAUUUCUAAUUAAACUAAAAACAUUUCAUUCUAAUCAUUGUCUAUUAUUGUGAAAAUGGCGAAAAAUUCUAAUUUCAUCUGCUCUAAUUAAUCUUCCAAAAAAAUGUAAUACUACAAUAUUAUUUUAAUACAUUAAUAUUAAAAAUAUCCAAAACAAAUUUAUAAUUGGAUACUUACAAUAUUAAUGAAAUUUUAUUUUUAUAAUUAAUAAUUCAAUUAAUAAUUAUUAAUAAUUAAUAACCAUUAAUCAUUAGUUAUUAUAAAAUUAUUAAUUAUUAAUAUUUAUUAAUACCUAACUAUUAAUUAUCUAUAAUUAUUUAAUAAUUAAGACAGUAACUAUACAAAGAUCAGAAAACACUGAUCGUUACUUUUUUUUUACAAUACUUUGACGACUAACAAAAGCUAAUUAUCGUAUUUUUCAAAAAAAAGGGGAGCGACGCAAAAAAAAAUCUCUGCUUUCUGUAAGCGUUACAACAAUCGUAAAUAACAAUAUCACUUUAAUUUAAAUUAAAUUAAUCCAUAUUUCGAUGACUCACAUAAACGAAUAUCGAUUGUCAAAUUAUUAAUAAUAAAAAAAAAAAUUCUCAAUAAAUUCUAAUCGUAACUGAGCAACGUGACGAAUUCGCUGUUUAUAUUUUUUUAACAACUUGGAAAAUAAAGAUUUCUUUUUUUUUUUAGAAAAACUAUAAAAAAUAAAAAAAACAAAAAUAUUUUUUUCUAAAAUAUUCUGAGCUUAGAUUCUCACUCGUUGAUACACUUUAAAACAUAAAAUAUAUAAUAUAAUAUAUCUUACAAGAAACAAUAUUUAUAUAUUUGAAUUCCCUCAAAUGAAUAAAACUAUUUUUUCCCAAUAUUGAAGAAAAGAAAAAAAAUUCCAAUUUUUUUCUUUUUAGAAAAAAAAUGGAAAUUAUCUUUUUUUUUCUCUAUAUAUAUAUAUAAAAAUUUAGUAUCAUUUUAUAUAUAUACACAUACUUUAACACAUCCUUGAUGGAUCAUAAAAAAUAUAUAUACAAAUUGGCCUAAUUAUUUGCAAAAAUUUAUUAUAUAUAAUAUAUUAUUUAAAAAAUCAAGUGAAUAAAUCUUAUUAUUCACAAUAAAGCUUUCAUUGAAUUUGAUAACAGAGUACGAGUCUAAAGCGAUUUUUUUCUUUUUUUUUUAUAAAAUUUUGAAAAAAUUCAACCAUAAUAGUGGAAUAAUUUUGUCUUUACAUUCUUUAUCGUAUAAUUUUUUUUUUAAAAGAACAUAAAAAAAAUAGUUUUAUUCGUCUUUUCAAUAGAAUCUGUCAGGGAUUUAUUCAAUAAUUAGUUAAUUUACUCAGCUUUACUUGAAAGCGUGUUAAUUUUUUUUUUUUAAAGUCUUUUUUGUGCGCGAUGCAUUUAUCAAUCUGGACGUUUUUGUCGUAUCGCAAUUAAAAUACAACAUUAGAAGCACAAUUUUUCUUCCUUUUUUUUUUAGACUCGAAAACCCUGGGAUAUGUUCACAAUAUUAUUAACUUUCGGAUCCAAAAAUAAGAAAGCGACGAAUGAAAAAAAAUUGUCUAUUAAAAAUAUCUAACGAUAUGAAUAAAAAAAAUAAUUAAUAAUUAAGUAAUUAAUUAAUUUUUUUUUUAGAUUAAUCUUUUAAUAAAGAAAAAAUGUUUUUAAAAAAAUUACAAAAAAAAUUCGAAUUAAAGUAAAAUAAUCGAAAAUGUCUUAACUUUUGAUUGAAUGAUCAAAAGUUAAAAUCAUUUUAUCAAACGUCGAUAUUAAUUUAAUAAUUAUUUACUUAAUUAUCAUUUGGAUAAAAAAGAGAUUCAAUCGCGAUUAUUUGUGUUUAAUUUUUAAAAUUAAACGUAAAAACUACGUUUUUUCUCAUAUAGAAUAAAUUUUUUUUGCUCCGAAAAAAAUAUUCGUCGCAAAAAUUAUAAUGGAAUAAUAUUUUUAUGAUCCGUAAAGUUAACGCUCUCUGAGCACUCGUUUUGAAAACCACGAAAUUUCGAUAUGAAUCACAAUUUUUAAAAUUUAUCUACACAUAUAUAUUUAUAUAUAUAUAUAUAUA